Oncorhynchus kisutch (coho salmon) is the source of this 640-nucleotide messenger RNA. RefSeq names its product GRB2-related adapter protein-like. Lineage: Eukaryota; Metazoa; Chordata; Actinopteri; Salmoniformes; Salmonidae. The annotation marks the transcript as partial. The transcript is spliced from 4 exons. Gene Ontology annotation, molecular function: signaling adaptor activity; receptor tyrosine kinase binding. Gene Ontology annotation, cellular component: cytoplasm. The record is from RefSeq and is a predicted model, not a curated record. Gene Ontology annotation, biological process: cell migration; enzyme-linked receptor protein signaling pathway.
UCUCUAUUUCUCUCUUUCUCUCUCUUUCUUUCUCUCUUUCUCUCUUUCUUUCUUUCACUCUUUCUUUCUCUCUUUCUUUCUCUCCAUCAUGGAGGCUGUAGCCGUGUUUUCUUUCUGAGCAAAAGAACGAGACGAGCUCAGCUUCCAGAAAGGAGAGAUACUGAAGGUGACGGAGAUGGAUGAGGAUCCUAAUUGGAUGAUGGCAGAACUCCACGGGAGGCGAGGCUACGUCCCUGAGAACUACAUUAGUCUGUUACCACACCCGUGGUUUGCGGGACGUGUGUCCAGGCAGCAGGCUGAGCAGCGGUUGCGUUGGGAGGAGAGAGGAGUGUUCCUGGUUAGAGAGUCAGAGAGUUCACCAGGAGAGUUCUCUGUUUCUGUCAGCUAUGGCGACAUGGUCGAGCACUUCCUGGUUCUCGAGGGGUUGGGUCAGUACUGUGUGUGGGAGGAGACUUUCUCGUCUCUCAACCGAUUGGUCGACUUCUACAGAUCACACAGCAUCGCCCAGGAGAGACCUGUCUACCUGACCGACCCUCCUGACACACCUCUACACACACACACACCCUCACACACACCUCUACACACACACACACCUGCACACCCUCUCACACACACUGCCAUGCAUCUACCGGACCCUAAC